Molecule: messenger RNA, 642 nt
Organism: Osmia bicornis bicornis
Lineage: Eukaryota; Metazoa; Arthropoda; Insecta; Hymenoptera; Megachilidae
Exons: 3
Coding region: 114-503 (129 amino acids)
Molecular function (GO): protein binding
Source: RefSeq, a predicted model, not a curated record
CCGGAACGUUUCAGUUGGCAUUCGGUCGACCAGCAGUACAUCCUUUCGACUCACCGCGAAUUCCAAUCGUACAUUUUUACAGAGUGCUCCAGACGUGAGAAUCAGUCGAGACCAUGAAAUCCUUCGUUUUGUUUGCGUUCACGCUUGCGUGCGCGCUCGCUUUCCUCGACGAGACGUGCGCCGAACCGUCGGACACGACCACCGCCCCGAGUAAGCAAGUGAAAGAGCCAAAGGAGAUCAAGGAGUCCGCGACCGCCACGAAGGAGGUAAAAGAUUCCGUGAAGGCUGCCAAAGAAGCGAAGAAGAACAAGAAGGACUGCAUGAAGGAAUGCGGAACCGUUCACGAUCCGAUCUGCGCCCACGACCCGAACGAUGCCACCUUUAAGCCUAGAACGUUCGGCACCCAGUGCGCCUUGGACGUUCACAAUUGCGAGAUGGGCACCAAACUGGUGAUGAAGCAGAAGGGCGAGUGUCCUGGGUCCCAUGGCGUCAGGCUCUCCUAGUCCUCUGGAAAAAUCUUCACUACAAGUUUCAACGCGUCGUCCGUUCGAUAUAGCGUUCGUGUAAUCCAGCUUUGUUAUUAGCUUUAGCCGAAGUAAACGGUGUUUUUGCGAAAAUAAAAGGAGGAGAAAGAAAAAGAAA